Molecule: messenger RNA, 1655 nt
Organism: Perca flavescens (yellow perch)
Lineage: Eukaryota; Metazoa; Chordata; Actinopteri; Perciformes; Percidae
Gene: ctdnep1a
Product: CTD nuclear envelope phosphatase 1a
Exons: 8
Coding region: 702-1439 (245 amino acids)
Molecular function (GO): phosphatase activity
Source: RefSeq, a predicted model, not a curated record
UUGCACUUGCUCGUUCACGUCUGUUUAUUUUCUUUCCACGUGGACGUGCUGCGCGCAACCACAGGAUUCCUCGCGGAAGUGACGGCAAGGCGGCGAUGGCGGCUCGCAGUUUCAUUCCGGAUUUCCACUGGACUACAAGCUGAUUUUAACCAGACCGGUUAGACUUUGUGGAACUUUUGUUAAGCUGUCUCUAUUCGGACGCCGCACAGAGUGAAGUCGCGUUGAACCGGUGCUUGACAACAAGCGGCCCCACAGCUUUUUUGGGGUAUUUUUGUCCAAGGUUCAAGGUGGUCACCCUGUCGAGCUAGCGGUAGCUUGGUGGCUACAAGCUAACGUUAGAUGGUAUAAAGCUAGCUCAUGAGCUAGCUUGUCGACGAGCUGCGCGCUAAGGUCCAUACAGCAGCAGUCGUCUUGCAGCAGCUUUUAUUUUGACGACGUCCACGUUUGUUUCACAGUUACAAUGCGAAUGUAUUCUAUUUAAUGCUAAUUGUGCCACAAGUGUGCAGAGCGAGGUACUCACACGUUUGCUUGGCCUCUUGUUAAUUUGAAUUGGUAGUUUGGCGGCUUUGGCUAAAGACGAAUUUUGACUAUUACUAGCAAGCAAGUUCCUUAAGUAAUUAUCCCAACAAUUUCGGACAAAAGCCUGCUAUCAACUGAGAAUUGAAGUUGAGUUACUGUGGGGUCUUUGCGUGCUCGUCAACAUGCUGAAGACCCGGCAAUGUUUACUUGGCAUCCGCACUUUUCUCGGAGUAACAUCGAGAAUAUGGGGCUUCAUUAUGUACAUCCUCAGGAAGCACCUACGAACGAUAAUCCAGUAUCAGACGGUGCGAUACGACACUUUGCCUCUUUCGCCUAUCUCCAGAAACAGACUCAAUGCAGUAAAGAGGAAGAUUCUGGUUUUGGACCUGGACGAGACGCUGAUCCACUCUCACCAUGACGGGGUCCUCAGACCCACAGUGAGACCUGGCACGCCGCCAGACUUCAUCCUCAAAGUUGUCAUUGACAAGCACCCAGUCAGAUUCUUUGUACAUAAAAGGCCACAUGUUGACUUCUUUUUAGAAGUGGUGAGCCAGUGGUAUGAGCUGGUGGUUUUUACAGCCAGUAUGGAGAUCUAUGGAUCAGCUGUGGCAGACAAGCUUGACAACAACAGGAACAUCCUUAAACGCAGAUACUACAGACAGCAUUGUACAUUGGAUUUAGGUAGUUAUAUUAAAGACCUAUCUGUAGUACACGAUGACCUGUCCAGUAUUGUCAUCCUGGACAAUUCGCCUGGUGCUUAUCGUAGCCAUCCAGACAAUGCAAUACCCAUCAAGUCCUGGUUCAGCGACCCUAGUGACACAGCACUUCUUAACUUGCUGCCUAUGCUGGAUGCACUAAGGUUCACUGCUGAUGUGCGCUCCGUCCUCAGUCGAAACCUCCACCAGCACCGACUUUGGUGAUUGGCUGAAUCAAGAGGGGUGGGGCUUGUUGACCAGCCUCUUCCUCUCUAUCGGCUUCCAUCCUGCUCUCCGUUCCCACACAGACGACCCACCAGCCCUCUCUGAGCCUCUCAGACGUGUCCUGAGGAGAUGAGGGUUGGGGUGACCGCCUAACAUGGGAUGAACAGUACGGGAUCACCAGAGCCCAGAAACUACUGAGGAGGGUGGGGUGGGGGG